Labrus bergylta (ballan wrasse) is the source of this 2445-nucleotide messenger RNA. The record is from RefSeq and is a predicted model, not a curated record. Lineage: Eukaryota; Metazoa; Chordata; Actinopteri; Labriformes; Labridae.
AGAGAUGGAAACAGGAGCUGAUGGAGAGGACUGUGGAGGAGCAGAACCAGAGAGGGACUCAGAUCCAGAGAGACGUUUAUAUCCAGAGAUCGAGGUGAAGACUGAAGACUCAUCUGAACCUGAAACUGAAGACUUUCAUGAUGUUUGGAAGAGGAACAGAAAACAUGAGUCAGAUUUAAAUGAUAAGAGAACAAAGACACACUGCUGCUCUGAGUGUGGGAAAACAUUUUCCCGUAAAGGAUCUCUGUCCAGACACAUGAUACUCCAUUCAGGAGAGAAACCGUUCAGUUGCUCCCUUUGUAGUAAAAGAUUUAAUCAAAAGCAUAUUCUGACACUCCACAUGGCUCAUCACAGAGGGGAGAAACCCCUCAGCUGCAGCGUUUGUGACCAAAGAUUCUCUUGGCCUUUCCAGUUACAGAGACACACUCGUGUUGGCUGUCCUUCUUCAGAGACUCAUGAGAACCAAACUGAGCUAAACAGAGAAGCAGAAACAGGAGAGGACUGUGGAGGACCAGAACAAGCCAGGAACUCAGAUCCAGAGAGACGUUUACAAACACAGACCGAGGUCAAGACUGAAGGUUUGAACUCUGGGGACAGAAUUAAAGAUAAGGGACCAAAGACUGAGGAGACAUCAGUGAGCUCCUCUCAGUGUGGUAAAACAUUCAAAUGGACAAAGAAUGUAAUCGAACUCACAAGAAUUCACACUGAAGAAAAACCCUUCAGUUGUUCUGAGUGUGGUAAAAUAUUUAUCCACAAAAGAAGUCUGACCAGACACAUGAUCAUUCACAGAGGAGAGAAACCAUUUGGUUGUUCCGAGUGUGGUAAAAGUUUCAAUCAGAAGCAUACCCUCACACUCCACAUGGCGCGUCACAGAGGGGAGAAAGCUUUCGGAUGCUCUGAGUGUGGGAAAAGAUUCAGCCGAAGGUCUUAUCUUGCAUCUCACAUGGGAAACCAUGAUGAAGAGAAACCACUCAGCUGCUCUGAGUGUGGUGAAAAUUUCAACUGUAAGGGAAGUCUAACAGCACACAUGAUCAUUCACACAGGAGAGAAACCAUUCAGCUGCUCAGAGUGUGGUAAAAGAUUUAACAGUAAAGCAAAUGUGACCAGACACAAGAAAGUUCACAUUGAAGAACAAAAAUUAGAGAAACCCUUUGGCUGUUCUGAAUGUGUUAAAACAUUUAAACAAAAGUCUCAUCUGACGAUCCACAUGGCUCAUCACAGAGGGGAGAAACCCUUCAGCUGCACUGUUUGUGACAAGAGAUUCAUUUGGACUUUUCAGUUAAAAAGACACAAGUGUGUUGGUGGUCAGGCUUCAGAACCCAAUCAAAUCCAAACUGAGCUAAACAGAGAGGCAGAAACAGGAGCUGAUGGAGAGGACUGUGGAGGAUCAGAACAAGUCACCAACUCGAAUUCAGAGAGACAUUUACAUCCAGAGAUUGAGGUCAAGACUGAGGACUUUUCUGAACCUGAGACUGAUGACAGUGAUGAUUGGAAGGAGAGCAGAGAACAUGAGUCAAGUUUAAACUCUGUGGACAACAUGAACGAUAAGAGAAGAAAGACACACAGCUGCUCUGAGUGUGGUAAAACAUUCAUAAGGAAAUGGCAUCUGAUUGAUCACAUGAGAAUUCACUCGGGUGAGAAACCCUUCAGCUGCUCUGAGUGUGACAAAAGAUUCAACUGUAAAGGGAAUCUGAAUAGACACAUGAUAGUCCACAGAGCAGGGAAAGCCUUCAGCUGCUUUGAAUGUGGUGAACAUUUUAGUCAGAAGAGAUAUCUGAGCAGACACAUGAUGGUUCAUACCCGGGUCAAACUAUUCAGCUGCUCUGAGUGUGAUGAAAGUUUUCAAUUGAAGACAGAUCUUAUGGCUCACAUGGAGCAGCACAGUGUAGAAAAACCCUUCAGCUGCUCCGAGUGCGGAAAAAGAUUGACCAAUAAAGGUUCUCUGACCAGACAUAUGAUCAUUCACUCAGGAGAGAAACCAUUCAGCUGCUCUGAGUGUGGUAAAAGAUUUAGUCAAAAGCAAAGCCUGACUCUCCACAUGGCUCAUCACAGAGGGGAGAAACCCUUCAGCUGCAGAUCAUGUGACCAAAGAUUCUUUUGGCCUUUUCAUUUAAAGAAUCACACGUGUGUUGGGGGUCAGACUUCAGAGCAUCAGAGACCAGAUACAGGAGCUGAUGGGAAUGAUUGUGAAGAACCAGAUCUUAUCCCCUCUCCCUCCAUCUCAUCGCUGAAGCCUGCUGCAGAUUGGGCAGACGGCUGUUCAUCAUGAUUCGGGUUUUGCCGAGUCUCUAAAUGUUGCUGAGUGCUGUGCUGUGCUCAUGAUAGAUGACUUGAUUUGUACCCGUAGGCGUCCAUCAUGAAACACAGAUUACAAAACAGAUGUAACAACGAACAACACAUUGGAGAGAAAGAGAAUUAUUAAACGGACUCAAACAGGAUAAUAAA